GGCUGCCACAUGCGCAUUUCGUUCCAAAUCAGAAUGUGUACAAACCAGUACCGAGCACUUGUGUAACAACAAAAACGCACCUCGUCUGCUUCAGUUCAAGGUUCUCAAGGUAUAAAAUUAAAAACCGGCUUAUUUUCCUCCUAAAAACAGCUUAAUUGUUUCGUUUUGUAGCCUAAUACUAAAACGUUUAACACAUUUAGCAACAUCAACUCAAGCAUAGGCUAUAUAAUAAACGUCCUAGCGAGAGGUGAAACGAUUAGACAGAAAAAGUCUUAUAUAAAAACGUUUUGGUGGACAGUUAUUAAAACGGUUAUAUGCUCAAUCUCAGAUAAUUAUAAGGAAAGUAUGGAUGGGACAACACGAGAAAGUCUGAGUCAGAUUCAGGGUGUCCCAUUACUAGCGCGGGUGGUGAAGUACUGGGCAAGAGUGGAGAAGUUCCAGGCGUCAAAUGAGGAUUUGCUCAUUGCCACGUAUCCUAAAGCAGGAACUACGUGGAUACAGGAAGUAGUGGAUAGCAUCCUGAAUGAAGGAGAUGUUGAAAAGUGCAAGCGGGCGCCCACUCAGGUGCGCAUGCCAUUCUUUGAGAUGACUGCUCCUGAUGGUUCAAGUUCUGGUAUAUCUAAGUUGGAGGUUAUGGAUCCCCCUCGUGUUAUCAAAACUCAUCUUCCCAUCCAGCUUGUGCCUCGUUCUUUCUGGGAUGCUGGUUGCAAGGUUAUAUAUAUUGCCCGUAAUCCGAAAGACACUGUGGUUUCAUAUUUUCAUUUUGACCGCAUGCAUCUUUACCAGCCUGAGCCUGGCCCUUGGCCACAAUAUCUGGAGAAGUUCAUGAAAGGGGAAUUGGGUUGGGGAUCCUGGUAUGACCAUGUUAAAGGAUACUGGAGGGAAAGGCAUAACAAGAAAAUCCUUUACACAUUCUAUGAAGACAUGAAAGGGGACCCUGUUCGCGAAGUAACCCGCAUUGCUCAAUUCCUUGGACAACAGUUAUCAAAAAGUACAAUAGAGCAUAUUGUGCAAAUGACAAAGUUUUCUGCUAUGCGAGAAAACCCCAUGGCAAACUACUCAACUAUCCCAGAUACAAUCUUUGAUCGCACAGCCUCAGAAUUCAUGAGAAAAGGUGAGGUUGGUGACUGGAAGAAUCACUUCAGUGCAGAAGAGGAUGCUGCAUUUGAGGAACAUUAUCGCAAAAUAAUGGCUGAUUGUCCUAUUCCAAUACGGUUCACAAUAUGAAAGAUUGAAAUGGAGUGUGUUUGUU
Molecule: messenger RNA, 1252 nt
Organism: Onychostoma macrolepis
Lineage: Eukaryota; Metazoa; Chordata; Actinopteri; Cypriniformes; Cyprinidae
Gene: sult1st5
Product: sulfotransferase family 1, cytosolic sulfotransferase 5
Exons: 7
Coding region: 346-1227 (293 amino acids)
Biological process (GO): sulfation
Cellular component (GO): cytoplasm
Molecular function (GO): sulfotransferase activity
Source: RefSeq, a predicted model, not a curated record